AUGGCUCUGGAUGGAAAGGCAAUUAAGGAAGAAAUACCGGAUAAGGAAGUGUACGACAGUGGAAACGUUCGACGUAUGAAAGGAAAAGAACAAUGUAAUACACCAGACUCACCUGAAGGAGCUCGAGUUAUCGCCCCACGCUCUCCAAUGUCACCUCAUCAAAUUCAUCCAGUGAAUACUAUGAUACCAGCAAAUAACAGAAGUUCAAGUGUUAAUCGACAUAACAGCUCAUCACCAACUGCCAAUGGAACCCCGCCACCAACUGUGACACCAUCAUCAGCAUCAACGUUGCUUGCAAAUUCCUUGUCAGCUCAUGACAGUCAAAGGCUGUUAAAAAUUCGACGAUUCUUAGGGGCAUUGGUGCAGUUCGGUCAAGAUACUAACGUUGAUGUUGGUGAUCGUCUUAGAUCUCUAGUCUUAUCAUUGGCAAGUGGCGGUCUUUCUAUUGAAGAUUUUCAAAUCGCAGUUCAAGAAGCAACGAAUUUUCCACUUCGACCAAAUGUUCUCCCUUUUUUAAGGUCGCAUCUGCCACUUUUGCAACGUGAAAUAAACAGCUUAGCUCGUGUCAAUAAGCAAUCAGCUUUACAGUACGUUCGCACUAAUGAUAGUAGUGUCAUUGAACUUCUACAUAAUCCAACCGACGCACACAAUGAUAUAUUCUUAUCAAACGAAUCAAACUUCUCUUCAAACAGCAAUGGAUUAAAUUUGAAGCGACGUGCAACGGAAGCCUUAAUCUACGAAUCUCAUUUGGCAAACAGUAAUUUGUCACACGAAUGGAAUGAUUACAUUUCACCUGCAAAGCGACCACAUCAUUCAUUGAUGCUUUCAUCAUCAGCACUACCACAUUUAAUAAAUCAUCCAUCUCUGUUUGAAUACCAAAAUGGAAUCCAUUCACAUCAGGAACAAAUGCAUACCAGUCGAGAAGAGCGUGAACUUCGUUCAAUUACAUCUGAGUCAUCAUCACGUGGAAAUCGUGUAAGUGGUGGAGCUGUAGGUCAAGUAAAUGGAAGCGGUUCAGGAGCAACAAGUGGCGAUGAAGAAUGGCGGAAUAUUCAUACAAUGCUGUCAUGUAUCAGUGGUAUGGUUGAGAAGACAAAAAGAGCGAUUUCAAUUCUACAGCAUCGGGGUGGUGAUGGUGGAACAGUUACACAUCAAGAUUCAACAUUGAUUAGCGAUAUUAAACGACAGACGGAAGAAAAAAUAGCUGAAUUUCGACGAAAUGCCGAAGAUGCUGUAAAUCAAGUGAAAAGACAAGCAGUACUCGAAAUUCAACGUGCAGUCUCUGCAGCAGAAACACGUGCAAUUGAAAUGAUUGCACAGGAAAGAAUAAAAAUGGAGAAGAUUUAUGGAGAAAUUAACAGAAGUGGAGAUGGAAUUGAUGGAGAACAUCAAACUACUGGAAGUAAUGCAUGUUGGAAUUGCGGCAGGAAAGCUAAUGAAACAUGUUCUGGUUGCAACUUAGCACGAUAUUGUGGAUCGUUUUGUCAACAUAAAGAUUGGGAACAACACCAUCAAGCUUGUGGAACGAAUGCAGCCCGAUCAGCCAAUGAAGCACAACUUACGACUCCAAAGUCAACAUCAGUACAACAAACGCGCUCGACAGCUAAUACAAUCUCAUCAAACUCGUCAUCUUCACGAUCUUCACCAAUUAAUCAAACCACGUCUGUUUCUAAUAGCAUUACUCCUGUCAAUUAUUUAAUGUCAGUUCAUGUUCAACACGAUAGUGACAAACAACUAAAAUUUAAAACAUUUAUCAUGGAAUCAAUUAUGAAGAUUUUUUCAUUACUUGUAGUGAUUGUUGGGUUGAUUGCUUAUUUAGUGAACAGAAGUUAUUCUUACUGGAAAAUUAUGGGUGUUCCAUAUGAGGAACCUUCAUUCCCAGUGGGCAAUUUAAAAGGCAUUGGUCAUGAAUAUCAUCAAUCGAAAGUUUUUCAAAGAAUCUAUGAAAAGUUUAAAAAUCACGGGACUCCUUUUGCUGGAAUUUAUUCGUUCUUAUCCCCGGUUGUUCUUGUCACUUCAGUAGAUUUUGCUCGAACUGUUCUAGCGAAAGAUUCAGCUUAUUUCUUGGAUAGAGGUGUUUACUAUAAUGAAGAAGAUGAUCCAUUAAGCGCUCAUUUAUUUAAUGUCGAUAAUCCAAAGUGGAAAAUUUUGAGAACUAAACUGACACCGACAUUUACAUCGGGGAAAAUGAAAAUGAUGUUUGGCACUGUGUGCGAUGUUGCAGAGAAAUUUAUAAAAACACUUGAAACUGAAUCGUCUGCUGAUGUUAACAAUGAAAUUGAGAUCAAAGAUAUUGCAGCACGGUUCACCACAGAUGUGAUUGGUUCAUGCGCUUUUGGACUUGAUUGCAGUUCUUUGGAAGAUCCUAAAAGUGAAUUUAGAGAGAAAACCAAGAUACUCUUUGACGAUCCUAAAUAUAACGCUUUCUUUGUUCAAUUGAUAUUGAUGUUUAAAAAUAUUUCGAAAAUACUCCACGUAACGAUGUUCAGAAAAGAGUCGACAGAUUUCUUCAUGAAUAUUGUCAAAUCUACUGUAAAUUACCGAGAAUCAAAUGAUGUAAAGCGAAACGAUUUUAUGCAUUUAUUGAUCCAACUGAAGAACCGUGGGGCACUUGAAGGAGAUGCUUCGAUAAUUGGAAAACUAAGUAUAGAGGAAAUUGCCGCACAAGCGUUAAUAUUCUUUUUAGCUGGAUUUGAGACGUCAAGUACUGCUAUGAGUUAUGCAUUGUUUGAAAUGUCUCAGAAUCCAGCCAUUCAACAAAAGGCUAGAGAUAAUGUGAGAGAAGUGUUGAAGAGACAUGAUGGCCAAUUUACAUACGAAGCUUUAAUGGAAAUGACUUACAUUGAUAACUGCUUAUCAGAAUCACUUCGAAAAUAUCCACCUGUAACAAAUUUGACAAGAAGUUGUGCUAAAGAUUAUCAAGUGGAAGGCACAAAAUUUGUCAUUAAAAAAAAUCAAAUGGUUUUCAUCCCAGCCUAUUCAAUUCAUCAUGAUUCACAGAUUUAUCCAAACCCUUCAGUUUUCAAUCCUGAUCGUUUUAGCCCAGAAGAGCAGGCUAAAAGAUCCCCUUACGCUUUUCUUGCAUUUGGGCAAGGACCACGUAACUGCAUCGGUCUGCGUUUUGGUAUUAUGCAAGCAAAAAUUGGAUUAGCUAUGCUUCUGACAAACUUUAAAUUUGAACCCUGCCCAAGAUCUGUGAAUCCGAUCGUAUUUUCAAACGAAUUAUUUAUUUUAACUCCAAAAGAUGGCGUGUACCUGAAAGUUACAAAAAUUUGAUUUAUUUCUUUUUCUUAUCAUUAAAGAUGAUAUUUUUUAUCUCGAGAGAUGUUCUGAUAAAUAUUUGUUUAGAUAUAAUAUAAGAUUAGAUUCUGUUUUCAAACUUACAGAUUUAUUGUCACAUUUAAAGGUGAUUGAGAAAGUUAUUUUGAGUAAAUUUAGUCACUAAUGCGUUUGUCAAUAAAUUGUUACAUUCAUGAAAAAUGUAAAUCAAAUGCUGUUUAGGUUGUCAUGUUGAAAUAUAAAACUUGCUCAUAUGAAUCAUUUAGAAAAUUCCUUAAAAUAUUUUU
This is a messenger RNA of Clunio marinus, 3566 nucleotides long. The record is from the annotation of a GenBank genome assembly. Lineage: Eukaryota; Metazoa; Arthropoda; Insecta; Diptera; Chironomidae.